CGGACGCCGCCAGAGGAGGCUGCGCUUUCGUGAAUAUUAUUCCCUAUUUUCAACAAUACAUACUCUUUGAAUUGGAUUUUCAAAGCAUUUCCAUGAUUGUUGAACGUUUGUAGAAAAGACAUAUGAAGAGCUAGUGAUGUUUCAUAAGAAUGAAUGAGUUAGAAUUAAUGCAGAGCAGAGUGGGAUGGAUACUCAUGCAUUUCCUUAGUAAAAAUUUUUCAAGCCUAUCAAGAUGAUUGGAAUACUUCUAUGGAAUCUGUUGGUCUUUGUUGCUGGUGCCCUGAGCAUAGUGGUGCCGACCUGGUGGUGGAUGACAUCACAGGACUUGGAGUGCACACAAAAGGAAAAGACCUCUGUGACUGAGAGUGUUCUACCUGAUGAGCUGGUGAACAAGCUGAAGCAAGGAGAAGGAUUUCAUCGUCGAGAAACCUGCUUGUCCUUGAACCUGAUACUCCAGUUCUUCUUUCAAGAAAAACGUUUUGAACCUGGAAUCUUGCGAUGGCUCACCAACAUUCUCACUCUGGAGUUUAAUGACUUGCUGAAGCAUAGAGCAUUGUCCAAGUUCAUCUAUAAUAUGCAGAUUAGAGACUUGAAUCUUGGAACAAACUUCCCUGUGAUUCGGGCAGUCACAGCAAAGCAUGUCAAUCUCAACCCGGAAACAUCCAUUCUUGAGAAAGUGGAUAUUAAUGUGGAGGUGGAAUAUAAUGGGGGAAUUCAACUGGCUGUUGAUGCAUCUUCUAGAUUCUCUAAAGCUGCUAUGGUCAAGAUAAAAGUUGUCCAUCUCUCUGGGAAUGGUCGGCUACAGUUUUCAAGGCAUCCAUUCACCCACUGGAGUUUCUCCUUCUAUGAUGAACCACAGGUUGAGUUUGAAGUGUAUUCAAGCUUGGGGCUCCACAUUCCUCGCUUCAACUCAAUUAUAGUCUCACAGCUCCGAGGGAUACUUAAACGCAAGCAUACCUUGCCCUAUUUCAAACUAAGAGGACCUCCUCUGAUCAGAAGACACACUCAGCAAGUCAAUGAAGAAGGUUGCUCUGUUCCACCAGGAAGACUGACCGGCAGUGUUGUCAAGUGUACACGUCUUCAGGCUUCAUUGGUUGGUGAGGUGAUGUACUGCACUGUGUUAUUGACGGAGGUUCCUGUUGUUUGUGCUAUUGAGAAGACUUCAGGCUUGUGGGUCAUUCAGGAUGUUUCUUUAAAACGUCCUCAAGGCUCUUCGGUUGGAAUCCUACUGAGGAAUUCAGAAGAGGGAACUCAGAUUAUAGAAUCAGUCCAGCAAAACUCUCCAGCUCAUCUUGCAGGCCUUCGAAAAAAUGAUGUUGUGUUAGCUGUUAAUGGAACAUUUUUAAACUCUGGCCAGCAGGCAGUAAAAUUAUUCUCUACGUGCAAUAUCAACGGUGACAAGAACAGCAUCACUAUAAGAGUGAAGAGACUAGUUCACUCUGAAGGAAAGAAGAUGUUACCUGAGCACAAAACUGUGGGCUCAGAUGCUUCUUCAGCAGUUGUCGGAGAAGAAGCUUCAGGUGAAAUCAGCGGAAGCGGCCGAUCAACACCAGACUCCAGCCACAACAACAGUCCUGAAAUGAAGCGCAAACUAUUAGACCUGCACACACUCUCCAUCGACCCCAGACCUGCUGUUCUGAGUCAAGACAAAUCUCCAAUGACAUCUGCUGCUUCUAAGACCAUUCCAAGGGCUGUCUCUAGUUUCAAUCAAGACAAAUCUCCAGUUUACACUUCUGUUCAGAGUUUUCCUGGACCUCAGUCCACCGAGAGGCCUCCCUCCACCCACAGUAGUAAAGCCGGAACUCCAACCUCAUCAGAAAUUUUAAUGAAUAUUAUUAAUUCAGAGAAGAGAGGAUGCAAGAAGUAUGGAGGGAAAAGUAAAGGACAGGUGAAGUUGUUACAGACACCUUUCAUUGAUGGCAGCUGUGAUCCUUCAUUUGAUAGUGAUUUUGAGUUUUGGUUAGAGGAAGAAAAUAAAUACAUGUGUGUAGCUGUUUGGAGUAGAAGUAUUUCUAACUCAAAAGAAGAUUUUGGCCUACCACCUGAAAAACUAAAGGAAACUCGAGAAAAGUGCAAACUAAAGGACAAUGAGAAGGAUAGGAGAAAGAACAGUGAAAAUGAAAAACUGAAGACUGCAAGUGAAAAUGUGGCAGGUGGUUUGACAGAAGACACAUUAGUGGGCUAUGUAAUCUUGCCGCUCAUCUCUCUCAUCCCGGAGACAACCCUCAACACCCAAGGGCAUGCCAUCAAGAUUCUGAGUUUGAAUCCCCCUCAUCCUAAGUGCCCAGAAGUGGCAUCUGAUCCACUUAACUUACAUAAAGGAUUCAACCCAAGCUUUUGUUAUGGGGAUAUGAUGCUCUCACUGACAUACCAACCCCAAGAUAGAUGUGAUACUCUUAGUCGGGUAGUUCUUGACAAGAAUGCACUCUCUGAAGAUGAAAGCCUGACAGACUGCACAUUGUCUGAGGAUGAAGAUGUGCCCACGAUACACGAGGCUGCUGAGGACCGUAACCAUGACUUCAAGAGAACCCACUUCCACUCUGCCACACAGUGUAACUUUUGCAGAAAGAAGAUUUGGCUCAAAGAUGCUUACCAAUGUGGGGAAUGUGGUGUCAUCUGCCACAAAAAAUGCAUGGAGCGCUGUGAACAGGAGACAACUUGUGACCCUAGUGGGCUAAAGUAUAAAGACUCUCCCAAGAAUGACAACCAAGAGAUCCGGGAACAUAAGGAAGCACCAGAAAUCAUAACAACCAUUGCUGUGGGCACAGACACUGAAAACGGAAGCCCUAGAAAUACCCCACCCGUGUCACCUCAAACCCAACGCCGCACCCUUGGCAGCCUAUUUGCCCAGGUUGCCAGUGCCAGCAAGGGCAGUUUGAAGCGUGCUGGCUCAGCCCAUAAUCUGGCCCCCCCAAACCCAUCCUCUGGUGGAACACACUCUCGAUCACUCCCCCCUUCCCCACCCCACUCACCCCACCAUAGUAGGAAGGGCUCCAUGAGUGAAGACUCAAACCCAUUUUUAUUUGACCAAGAUGUCGGAGACAACAUCCAGGAAGCUCUUGAUCGUUUACUCCUUUUCCCCCAUGAUGAACGCCUGGUCACCUUAGCGAGAGAGAGUGCAAGAAACCUACAUUCCUUCAUACCAUUAGAGGAGCGGAAAGAAAAAAUCAACUCUACUCUGGCCCAGCUGCAGACAGCUAUUGAUAGUGAAGGUGAAGUUCGAGUGGAGUUGGCUCGCCAAGAGAAAGAAGCAAGUGAAGGCAACAACAGCUUGACACGAGCUGCUGUUGCUCUUGAAAUAUCCCAGUGUGAUGCCAGAACCCAAGCACUGGCACUGCUAACCCUCCAUUACUGUACAGCCCUCCAACACUGCAACACUGAUUCUGAGAGUGAUAAUGUCAGCAUGGAGCAGAAGAACAGAGAGGCUGACUUCUUGGAUGAAAAAAGACCAGACCAGUUACUUCCAGAGGCCAAUGAGGGCUGACACCAGAAACCUGCCGUCUUGUGAUGUAAUAUAAUAUACUGUUUCUGAGAUAGGUAGUUGCAGCUCUUUUACUCUAGUGCUAUUGUACUAUUACAAUGACUCUGAUCUCUUCAUUGUUAACUUGUUAAAACUGUAAUACAUUAAGCCGUGUUGUCUUGUACUGACUUUAUGAAAAUCUGAUGUCCAAAUAUGUAAAAUACUGCAGGAUUUCAAUUACUUUUGUGCACUCUACCUUAUAAGACUGACUGCUGCUAGACAGUUUAUCAAAGUUUUGAGAUGAGUAAAUAUUGUGUGUCAAGUCAGAGCUGUUGUUAUGUUCUAUUCAUCAUUGUUUAGAUGUCUACACUGAUGAGUGAGAAGAUUGUCAACUGCAUAUUCUGGAAAAGGAAUUUUCUUUAAAGCACUGAACAUAUACUGAAAGUAAAUGUUAGCAUGAAUAAGGUAUUUGAAAAUCAAAUUAAGUUUUGCACAACAGUGUGUAAAAUCUAAUUUGGAGAAGAGAGGAUGGAGGAAGUGUUCAAUAACAUUGCUACGUAAGCAUGGGAGCAUGGAGGGAGAGGUGAGGGAGAGACUGGUGAAGGGCAAACAAAGUAAAAGCUGUAUUAGAGGGAGUUAUGGAAGGAAGUGUGAGCAAGGAGUUAAAGAGGGGUAUAAGAAACAGCAUUAUCCUCCGAACUCUGUUAUAUACAUGAGAUAUGGUGAGGAAUGUAGCACAGUAAUCAUGAAUAUGUGCAGUAGAAAGGAGCUCUAUAAGAGCUGCAUAUAUUACGUCAGAGUAGGACAGAGAGAGUAAGGAAAGUAUGCAGGAGAAGUUAGUUAUGGGUGCAAGAGCAAAAGUGGGUCAUGGAAUUGUUAAUUGGGUGAAGUGUGGUGCUCUGGUUCGGUCAUGUGAUAAGAGUGACUUUGUGAAGAGAAUAUGAAGGCUGGAUUAAGGGAGAGGGUGUCAGGGCAAGAACAUCAGAGAAAUGGAUCUAUGGAAUAGAUGUAUUAGAGAUGGUUAAUUGGUAGGCAAGGGAUUGAAUGUGCUGAGACUAAGGGCCGCUUUCACAGUCGUCUGAUACGCACCCUAACCAAAGGCCCUACCAACCUGGUAACAGGCAUUACCAUCACCUCAAUCCGCUUUCACAGCCGCUGUUUUCGUGGUAUCGGUGACUACCAGCGGGGUGACGUUCAUGACAAGACGAAAGCGCGUGAUUCGGCAGUGUUGGUAUGCCGGAGCGGUGGGAAGUGUCAACAUUACAUCAGCUGAGCGGAGGAUUAUGAAGGAUAAAUGUGAAAAAUAAACGUACAAAAAGUAAACGUGAAGAAUAAAUAUAAAAAAAUAACUGAAAAAUAAAUAUGAUGAUAAAAUGUGGAGUCUCGCUGUAAUACACCACUCAAAUCUGCUGAUAGCCUGAUAUUUCCAAGGGAUAAUAGUUGAAAAUUUAUUUCAUAAUGGUGACAAGUAUUAAAGUUCUAUUACUUGGCAGAUGUCAGCACGACAGACUCUUCACAUAUAUAUAUAUAUAUAUAUAUAUAUAUAU
Molecule: messenger RNA, 5007 nt
Organism: Eriocheir sinensis (Chinese mitten crab)
Lineage: Eukaryota; Metazoa; Arthropoda; Malacostraca; Decapoda; Varunidae
Gene: Pdzd8
Product: PDZ domain-containing protein 8-like
Exons: 17
Coding region: 233-3484 (1083 amino acids)
Biological process (GO): mitochondrial calcium ion homeostasis
Cellular component (GO): mitochondria-associated endoplasmic reticulum membrane contact site
Molecular function (GO): lipid binding; protein binding
Source: RefSeq, a predicted model, not a curated record